AUGCCGUUCCAGGUUCCUAGCGAGUUCUCGAUGGCUAUCCCAGGCUUCGACUCGGAUGUCAUUGCCAGAGCUACGAGAGGGGCUACUAGACGACCUUUCGAGCAACAUUUCUUCCGUGACUCUCCCGUCUACGCCAAGAUGCGUUGCAUGAAGGUUUUGUACGGACGAGACGAGAAUGUAGACGCGCACUUCAAAACUGCCAGAGCCAACUACUCGUCUGACCAGAAGCCUUCAUCGCCAAUAUCCCCAACAGCUGUCAGCCCAGACCCAGCCUCUUCCAAACCAGAAGAUGCACCCCCUUCAGAGUCUUCGAGAACUACUGCCGCCACCCAGCGUAGCUUUAACCUCCUCUCCUUCUCCAGAGCAUUCUCCGAUAUAAACGAGCAGCUCCCAAAUCACCCCUUCGGCGAUGACAAAGUCAAAAUGUUCCUCGACCUCGGGUUCUCGCCCGGAGGAUUUUCUUCCUGGCUCAUCGACAACAACCCUCUCUAUCGUGGUGGCUUAGGCGUCACACUGCCGGACGCGAGAGCGACAUAUACGAGACCAGAUGAGAAUAGGGUCUGGGAUGCGAGGGCAUUGAGAAGUCGUAACUAUGAAAUGAAGUUCGGUGAUAUAAACGAGUUUGUGGAGGGUUGUAUCAAUGAAGGGAAGGAGCCAUGGAUAAAUCUCAAGGACCACUCGGACACACUGGGCACUGGGCUAGGCACAAGACACGAAGGGUAUGACCUCGUCAUUGCAGGAGCAUUUCCCACCCUCGAAGGCCGUAUCCCGUUUCUGCGUCGCGCCCAACUCACACUCUCACAACUCUAUAUCGUCUUGACGAACACCAGGCCCGGAGGAUCGUGCGUUAUGGUCUGCAAUACUAAGACAUUUUCGUGGAUUCUCGAAAUUAUCGGGGUGUUGAGAAGAGCGUUUGAGAGUGUGACGGCGUUGAAGGGCAAGCUGUUACACUCGACGAGGUCGUCUUGUUACCUUGUUUGCCAGGGAUACAGACGAAGAAUUGGCGACGGCGACAAAGGAGUCGGGAACAGUGAGGCCGCUAAUAUCGACAAGUAUAAACAGCGAGCGCGGGACGUACUCGGUUGGAUCAAGAGAAGGCUCGCAGAAACCGAGGCUGGGUUCGUUUUAAGAGCAUCUCAAGAGGGCGAGAAUUCUCAAGGAGAGGGAUCUGGCGGAGAUAGUGACGGCGAAGAGGUAGAGGAGGAUCAAGGGACGACAGGGCCUGCGAAGCCUAUGAAGCUUCUUCCAGAGUAUGCCGAUGCCGACGCCUUGUACAAAGGUGAACAUGCAGCUCUGCUGAAGUUGUUUGAGCCGAUAUGGGAGUCUCAGUGCAGGGCUAUGGAGGAACACAUGAGAAGAUUGUGUCUUGCGCUGUUGCCGUACAAAAUCGAAAGAGAUGAUCAGCGAGGUAUUGACACUGAAAGGAAGAAGCGCAACACUUACAUACCAGCACGAAAAAUGAGCAACACAUCAACAUCGACGUACGGUAGUUCAUUAGGAUCACUCACCAGCAUGUCCCCACCACCAUCGCCACCAUUGUAUCGUCCACCGAACCGUCGAGGAUCUGACGAUGCUGCGUCAUGGCGAGCGAGAAGCAACAGUGGUUCAGAGUCAUCUCUGCCGUAUUGGAUGGCACCCAGAAGGGGCCAGACGGACGACUUGUUCAAGAGCAGGGAGCCAAGUUCAGGUGCUUGGAGAUAG
This is a messenger RNA of Stereum hirsutum FP-91666 SS1, 1701 nucleotides long. RefSeq lists its product as uncharacterized. NCBI's taxonomy places the organism in Eukaryota, Fungi, Basidiomycota, Agaricomycetes, Russulales, Stereaceae. The record is from RefSeq and is a predicted model, not a curated record. Gene Ontology annotation, molecular function: methyltransferase activity. The coding region runs from base 1 to 1701 and encodes 566 amino acids. Gene Ontology annotation, biological process: methylation. The transcript is spliced from 2 exons.